Messenger RNA from Haliotis rufescens (red abalone), 2659 nucleotides. RefSeq lists its product as uncharacterized. Lineage: Eukaryota; Metazoa; Mollusca; Gastropoda; Lepetellida; Haliotidae. The transcript is spliced from 4 exons. The record is from RefSeq and is a predicted model, not a curated record. The coding region runs from base 430 to 1758 and encodes 442 amino acids. Gene Ontology annotation, biological process: regulation of apoptotic process.
CUACAUGUCUACCUGGAUCAUUUGCUGGUUACCCUCUUAGACAAUUGUCUGCUACACAAGUCAAAGUCAAGCUUAUGUGGUUGUUCAAGGCUGGAUAUUGAAUGCAGUCCCUCGUUCUCAAUCAGACAACAUGGUCAUGCGAGUUGGGAACAUAUGAUUGGUAAUCUGUUGUUACCAAUGGUGUUACUUAGCAUAUUUCGUCAGCUAUGAGAUUACUCGAUGUAUACAGUGUGGGAAGAUACAAUACAGAUAUCAAAACAUUGACCAUGUCAACUGGGGGGCUUCUUGAUGAGCAUGGAGAAUGACAACUAAAUUCUUUGUAUUCGAAAAAGUCUGUGAUAUUUCCUUGAAAGGUGGAGACAUCAGUAACGGAUAAUUAAUCUGCAACGAUACAGAUGGAUACAGUGUUCUAGACACCAAGCCAGCACAAUGGAUGAGUGUCAGCGGUCAGUCUUACAGCGCCACUUCAAGCAGCUGGCCAGUGACCUCAUGUUGUCGGAGGACCUGCUGGGGGACUUGUAUCAGCAGCACAUCUUUGACAGGAACAUGAUCGACAUCAUCAGGAGCCAAGCUACAGACAGCGACAGGGUGUACAAGAUGCUAGAAAUGCUUCCUAAACGUGGACCAUCUGCUUUUGACACUUUCAUCAACAUCAUCCAGGACAGCUACCCAUGGCUAGCCGCCAUGCUGGAUUCUAGCUACUUGGCCGCAAAGAGCAAACACCAGCCGAGUUCAGGUGGACAGCAUUGCAAGCUGGAGAGGCUGUUCACCGUCACAGACGCACCUCAACAUCAAGAUAAACCAGACUGUGACAUAAGGAAAAGAGUUGGGACAUUUGUCCACAAGCAGUUCGGUCAGAGUAAGAGGGUCUCCCAAAAUGAUAAAAAGGCAGUGGAAAGGUUUCUCAAUGAACAGCUGAAUGAUGAAAGGAUUCGACUUCAGUCUCUGGCAGAGAAAGCAGAAUCUCUCCCAGACACAGAAACCGAAUCUGUGGUCUCUCAGGUUAGUGAUGUUCAGCAAAAACUGUUUGAAAUCCAUGUCAUUCUAGAGCCAUACCUCCAGGGCAAGGCACUUAAAGAAUUCAACAACCUCCUUCCAGAAGACAUGACCUUUGAAAUCAUCCAAAAAGAAAUCAGAUCGGUUUUGGAAAAUCUGAAUAGAGCUGAGAAAGAACUCACUGAAUGUUCUAAGCUGCCUGGGCUUCAUGGGGAUGAGGAGGACAAAUUGCCAUUGUGCAGUUACAUAGAGAAGUUGAUAGAAAAAGUUGAGGAUCAGCAAGAGAAGCUUCAAAGUCAGGAAACUAGACUGACAGAACUGCAAGGAGAACUGAAUGAAUACUCCAUCCAUAUCGACAAACUAGAAUCUGAAAGAGAAACUUCUAGGAGUAAGAUACAACUUCUAUCCAAGGAAGUGUCUCAGGUCAGACAUGACAAAUUCAAGUUGGAGGAGAGAAACGCCCAACUUGAAAAGAUUCAUCAACAACAUCUUGAAAAGGAAAAGACUCUAGAGAAUCUGAAAUCAGUUGUGAGAGAACUGCAGGCAUCAAAGACUUGCAAUAGCAGUGGUAACAUAGAUGACAGUCAGAAUGUCCGAUCACGGGAGGUAAAUGGACUUCGGAGCAGUAUAAUAAGACGUACCUUCAGGACAACGGGGGAAAGGUUUGGAAGGACAACACCAAAACCCAUCCAUAAUUACCAGCUGGCCAGAACUAGAUACACGGUCAGGAAUACAACCAAGAAGAAGGCAAAUUUACCAUGAUAGAAGCGUUAACCAUGUAGCAAAAUAUUCCAAAAUGACAUGCAUUAUGAAUGUGUUUGUGGUGCCACAGGUAGGGAAGGAUAUGGUCAGCUUUUCGUGAACAUGUGGCAUCAUUACUAUUUGAUAGUCAUUAAAAAACAUUCUUAUGAUAUAGUUGACAUUGUACAACAGACUCUGCUUCUUUGAGAUUUCUUUUGAUUAUGGAAAUGGUACUUGUUACUUUUAUCUACAAACAGUAUGUGUAUUGCUGCCAAGUGACAGACAUGUACUGAUGGGGACACCCAAGAUUGAGCAUUACAGCUGGUGUCUGUGUUUGGAAUCAACCCAAUCAUGUUGUAACAAGACACAAGGCUACUGUAGCACACCAGCACAGGGACAGCCAUGAUUAGCAUCACUGAUAGGAGUAUGAAUUGCUCAUAUCUGGAACACAACAACCAGUCCUGAUACUUAUCUGAUGUUUUGUAUUCAAUCAGUUUUUAAUGCUGUUAAGGAGUUCAUUUGUUUGUGUUGAGAGUGAUAUAUUUCACAAGUCAACAUUAUUAGUCAAGAAUAAAAAAAUCUUUCAGUUUCAAUCAGUCAUGCAAUGUGUACAAUCAAGAUAUGUCAUGCCUUCCAUUUCAAAUCAAAUAAACAAAUAUGUAUUGAAGUAUACUCAAUGUCAUCAUGUCAACACAAAGCAUCACCAACCUGCUUCAGCUUCAUCUUAUCAUUCAUCGUGUUUGUUCUGAAUUUGAGGAAACAAAACAUGUCACAAGACACCAAAUUAAAUGCAGAUCUAUAAUAGUGUAAUGUUGAGUGAGUUGGCUACUAGCUUGUGCAAUUUGUAUUUGUUAGUUCCCAACAUAUCCAUAUUCAGAUCCAUUGCAAACAGUGAGUCAAACAAUAAAAAAUGUCAACAACU